AUGGGUAGUAAUGAUAGUACUAUUACAUCUCAACAACAACAACAACAACAUAGUGGUAGUUUGAAAGAAGAAGAAGAAGAAGAUGGAACUUCAACAACUGAUAAUAGACAAAAUAAUAUGAUGAUGAAACAAAAUGAACCUCCUCAUUCAUCUGGUGGUCAAGUAAAUAUAGAGAUUAUUGAUAGUUUAAAAGAUGUUCAUCAUGAUGAAGAUUAUACCAAUGAAGAUAGAAAUAGUGUAUCUGAACAAACAAAUACAGCAACCGAUGUAACCAAUACCAAUACAAAUGAAACAAACUCUGAAUAUGAAGAGAUUGAAGGUUAUAGAUAUGGUUUAAUCAUUGAUUCUGAUGAUUCAACAGAUAGAGCCUUUAAAGAAUUAUUAACUAGAUUUGAUAAAGAAAAAGAUGAAUUAUAUUUAUUUACUGCUACAAGUUCAUUUGAUUUUUUAAAUGAAGAAAAGAAUAAUGCAAAAUUAACAUUAUUUAAAUUUCAAAAUUAUUUGGAUUUAUUAAGAACACAAUAUAUAACAAUACAAAUAGAAAGAAUGAAUUUAUUAUCAGGGAUAAUAGAAUCAUUGGAUGAAAAUGAAAUUGAUUUUUGUUUUGUUGGAUCGAAAUGUUUGGAAAGAACUAUUAAUCCAGAUAAUUUAAUCUAUGGAUUAUUUAGUAUAGUUAAAAAAACUCUACUUGGUACAAUAGUUUAUGGUUUGGAAAAAGAAUCAAUUGAUAAUCCAGCGGAUCAUAUUUGGAAAUUAAAUGUAAUUGAAUAA
Cavenderia fasciculata is the source of this 771-nucleotide messenger RNA. RefSeq lists its product as uncharacterized. The transcript has 3 exons. Bases 1 to 771 code for a protein of 256 amino acids. The record is from RefSeq and is a predicted model, not a curated record. NCBI's taxonomy places the organism in Eukaryota, Evosea, Eumycetozoa, Acytosteliales, Cavenderiaceae.